Amaranthus tricolor (Joseph's coat) is the source of this 2453-nucleotide messenger RNA. RefSeq names its product peptidyl-prolyl cis-trans isomerase FKBP53. NCBI's taxonomy places the organism in Eukaryota, Viridiplantae, Streptophyta, Magnoliopsida, Caryophyllales, Amaranthaceae. Bases 79 to 1419 code for a protein of 446 amino acids. Gene Ontology annotation, molecular function: peptidyl-prolyl cis-trans isomerase activity. The transcript is spliced from 10 exons. The record is from RefSeq and is a predicted model, not a curated record.
AGAGGUUCAAUUAGGGUUUUAGUACAACGCUUUCAUUUCUUUUCAAGUCCUCAACUUCCUUUGAGCAUCAAAGAGAAAAUGACUUUCUGGGGGAUUGAAGUAAAACCAGGAAAACCUUAUACUUUUAAUACUGAUGAUUUGGGUGGUAAACUCAUAUUAACUCAGGCUACACUAGGAAGCGGCUCAGCGACGAAAAAGAGCAUUCUUCAGGUCAAAAUAGGACAUAAAAGUCCAGUCUACCUCUGCACUUUGUUGCCCGAUAAAUUGGAGUGUUGCUCACUAAAUCUUGAAUUUGAGGAGGAUGAUGCAGUGGUUUUUUCUGUUAUUGGUCCGACUAGUAUUCAUCUUUCUGGCUUUGUUCAUGGAGACUAUGGAGAUGAUGAUGAUGAAGAUUCCGAUUCAUAUGGGGAAGAUAUUGAUGAGAGCGAGUCAGAAAGUAGUGGAUUUGAAGCUGAUGAUGAUUUGGAUGCUUUUCUUAAUGAGGAUGAAAGCAUGUUCCCGCCUUCAUCCGUCCCAAAAAGUGGAGUUGUUAUUGAGGAGAUAGUUGAUGAUGAGAAGGCUACAAGUGAAAAUCCCGGAACCAAACAAUCAAAGAAGAAAAAACAGUUGGCUGAUUCUAACAACGAAAAAAAGGGUGAACAACAAAUUGUUGUUAAGGGAACUUCUGGUACCUCAGUGCUGGAGAGUGAAGAUGAAGAUGGUUUUCCUGUUUCUUUAUCUCGUGAAACUGAAACUAAUUCUGAAAUUCUUGAAGCAAAGACGACAACAGGAACAGCCGAAGGAAAGAUAACAAAAAAGAAGAAAAUUGAAGUUGAAGAGGCUGAAUCUUUAAGGAGUUUGAAAAGGAAGGUUGAAUCUAUCGACAAAAAUGAUGAACAGAAAAGUGGUGCUAUUGAAGCUGGUGAUGGAGAUGCAUCUAUAAACAAAAGGAAGAAGGAUAAGAAGAAAAAGAAGGCCAAGACUGAAAAAAACGAAGAGGUAGCAGAUCUAAAGCAAGAUGCAAGCAAUAAAGAUGAAAAGCAGACAAUCAAACCCGAGAAGGAAACCAAGAAAUCUAAUGAUAAACAUGCCAAAGUUAGGACCUUUCCGAAUGGAUUGGCCAUCGAGGAGUUGAAAAUGGGAAAACCUGAUGGGAAGAGAGCUUCUCGUGGAAGCAAGGUUAGUGUUUACUACAUCGGGAAGUUGUUGAAGACUGGCAAACAUUUUGACUCCAACAUCGGCAAAAAGCCGUUUAAAUUCCGUCUAGGUAUUGGACAAGUCAUCAAGGGUUGGGAUGUUGGUGUUGAAGGCAUGCGAGUUGGAGAUAAACGAAGGCUAACUAUUCCACCUUCAAUGGGUUAUGGGGCUGCUGGUGCUCCGCCUCAGAUCCCGUCUAAUGCAUGGCUACUCUUUGACGUUGAAUUGGUGGAUGUCGCGUGAUAUGGAUUGCUUCCAUGGAAAGUUUCUUUGUGGUAAGACGUUUUCAAGCUGUCUGAGUGUUUAUCGAAGUUUUGACACAAGCAAGUCAUCCAUGGAUGCAAAAUUUUGUUUCUUUUAUCUUAAGAGAGAUUUUUUGAGAGGUGUAAAGUUGUGAUGUUGAUUCAACUGGAACAGCUCGUUUGUUUUACUUGAUUUUGAUGCAUAAUGAAAUUUAAAACACUUUGAACUGCAAAAGCCGAUGAUUUGGCUCCCCCCUUUUAUGCAAGGAAACUACAGUUGUUGGAUUUAGUUAAUCAGUCACUACUAGACCCGUGCAACGGUCUGGGCCGCUGGAGGACCCGGAUUUCACUUCAUUUUGCGGGUUUUUAACAGGCCGGGCUUAAACUAUAGUAGGAAGAUGAACAACUUAGCGGAAUAUUGAACAAACUCGUAGUAAAAUAAAUGCAUAGACAGAGAACACUGAAAUUUAUGAGAUUCACCCAACAUGACUUCGUCCAAAAUGGUUCUUUUAAUUAUUUUAUUUUAAUGAAAAUUUGGAGCUCAAACUAUGAACUCUUGAACAAAUUACAAUCGACAUAGAAAAUUGCAAGUUUUGGAUAUAUUUGUCGGGUUUUUGGUGUGUAUUGGCAUAACUUAGAGCACUACAAAUGGAUCCACAUAGUGAUUCGAUAUUUAUCCGAUCUUUUAAUCAAAUUCGACUUGACCCAAUUUUAAAAUAAAUUUUACAUUUUAAAUUAUAUAAAAACCAAUGUGGACAUAAAAUCAAAUUUUAAACCGACUCAAAACAAUGCGAAGACUCGAAUGAACACGUCUAGAUCCUCCAUGUACACGACACCGUCUACACCAUGUGAACAAAAGAGCCUAAUUGAACCUCAUUCAGGGUAGUCUCCAAUAGGACCUCAAAAGUACUACUCACGGGGUAUAUAGAGUUGAAAUCAUAAGCACACUAUUCUCUGAUUCAAGCAUGAGGCCUAAUUAUAGAAAAACUGUCGCAAUCUCGAUAAUUUGUACAUUAUCACGUAUAGAACAUGACA